AAUUUUGGAUUACAUUUUUGUUAUUUAAUUUACGACAAAAACAACUAAAACCUGUCAACAAAAUUAUUUUUUUAAAACAGCACGUAAUGGAACCGACAAACAUGGGAUCACCGGAAAAGGGAAUGUCGUUUGAGGACAGUAUGGAAGAGUGUCGAUACCUGAUUGAGUUAUGUAUUAAAAAUCAAUUCAACAAAGCCAUCGACAUAUGCGACAAAUGGUGUCAAACAAGUCUCUAUCAUUCGCACGGAAAGUCGCUUCUCAUGUUUAUGAAGGCAGUGCUAACACUAGAAACGCCAGAGAUAGCUCAGGCAUUGGACGCGAACAAUGAGACCAACAAUAUGUGCCAAAAGUAUCGCCGAUCGGUGUCGUUGGCCAACAGUGUGUCGAAGUACUUAUGGAAACACAAUUAUAAUGCCUAUUCAGAAGAGGAAAUACAUGCUGAGCUCAUACACGCCGAAAAUCUACUAUUAAUAUCGAUGCUAACGUUUUUUAGUGAUCAAAAUAUUAUGUCAUUAAUCAAAGGUGCCUUCCGUUUGCGGGCCUGUCAUUCAUCAUAUAAGUUUUGCUUAGACAUAUCCGAGAACAGGACUGAAUGGAAAAGCGAGAGAUCGAAAGUGCACUUCCGGUCGGGCGUUAUGUUAGGCAACGGUGCCAUUAAUCUGGUUUUCUCUCAUCUGCCCAAACGUGUACUAAAAUUGUUGGAAAUUAUCGGCUUUUCCGGCGAUCGACGAGUGGGUCUCGAUUUGUUGAACCGGUGCGCCACAGAUUCAGCCGGUUUGCGCUAUUUUCCGGCUCAGUUGGUUAUUGCCGGCUACGAGUGCUACAUAAACCAGAUGUUUGGUGUCAGCAAAUCCAAUCUGGAAGUGGUCGAGCAGUUUGUCGACAAAGGUUUGGCCAAUUGUGAUACGAGCUCAUGGUUUCUAUGGUUUAGAGCUCGUAUACUACAGUUGAGAGGCGAUAUCGACGGCGCUGUCGACCACUAUAAUAGUUGUAUUGAAGCUCAAGACGAUAUCAAACAGAUGCACAACAUUUGCUUUUGGGAACUGCUUUGGUGUCACGCUGUGAAAUUUCAAUGGGAUCAGGCUGCUAACUACGCUCAGAUACUCAAAGAACAAUGCAAUUGGUCUGCGGCUACCUUUACCUAUCAAAAGGCAACGUUUCUAUAUAUGAAAAUGUUAGAUGAAAACAAACCUGAAUUGCACAGUCAGGUAUCGGAACUGUUCAGGGAAGUACCCAAACUAAAGGUCCGAAUAGCCGGUAAAACAAUACCGCCCGAGAAGUUUGUUUGCGUUAAUGCUGUCAAGUAUUUUGAUCAAAAAGAGUCACUAAUAUUGCCAGCAUUUGAAUUAAUGUAUAUCUGGAAUGUAUUUACAAUUCUCGACCAAAACCCGACAAUAGUCGACAAAAUGGUUGAACGAAUUAAUCGUUUGAUACCUAAAUAUAUUAAUGACAGAGAUUCAAUGAAUGCCAUCGAAAACUAUUUAUUAUUAUUGCUAUUGAAAGGCAUUUGUUUGAAAUGCAAAAAACAACACAAAGAAGCGGAAAAAUGUUUCGCAGAAAUAUUCAGAAAUGAAAAACAUAUCAAAAAAGAUAAAUUCAUACUUCCGAUGGCAUCACUAGAGUUGGGAUUAACUAAAUUAGAUUUGGACAACAAAUCAGAAGCUAAACGGUGGCUGAAAAAAGCCAAAAACGAUUUCAGCGGUUAUUUGCUUGAAAUUGUUGUCCAUUUCAAGGCUCACAGUGCUCUCCAACGGAUCAGACAAUUGACCAAAGAUGAAGAGUUGGAUGCCAUCAACAGCAACGACAACAAUAGUACCAAUAAUAGUAAUAAUAGUAAUAAUCGUAAAUAACUAUUGUUUGUUAAGUUUUAAAAAAAGUAUAUUUAUAUUUAUUGAAAAUAAUA
This is a messenger RNA of Oppia nitens, 1903 nucleotides long. RefSeq names its product tetratricopeptide repeat protein 39A-like. Gene Ontology annotation, molecular function: protein binding. The record is from RefSeq and is a predicted model, not a curated record. Lineage: Eukaryota; Metazoa; Arthropoda; Arachnida; Sarcoptiformes; Oppiidae. The transcript has 11 exons. The coding region runs from base 87 to 1850 and encodes 587 amino acids.